Messenger RNA from Desarmillaria tabescens, 1071 nucleotides. RefSeq lists its product as uncharacterized. The coding region runs from base 1 to 1071 and encodes 356 amino acids. The transcript has 5 exons. The record is from RefSeq and is a predicted model, not a curated record. NCBI's taxonomy places the organism in Eukaryota, Fungi, Basidiomycota, Agaricomycetes, Agaricales, Physalacriaceae.
AUGAGUAACGAGGGUACAUGUACUGAAUUUGCAACGGAGCUAUGGACAACUCUUACCGACUCUUUCCGCCAAUCUGUCACCGAAAAAAUCGAAAGCAGCACGCCCACCUUCUCUCUCGUUGCUCUGGCAGAGACGAAAGUCUCAUGCCUUGAAAGGGGAUUUGUUUCAGGAGAUAUCUCGCUCGAUAUUUACAGACCGUCUACGGUGCAUGAAGACAUUGAUCCAGAAGCCGUACUGAGCGCGAUGCUCAUACAUGCCACUGAUGAUGAUACUUGUACCGCUCCACGUCGCUACGUCGCCUGUGCGAUUGUUACUGCCGCCACUCAAGAUGAACAGUUAAUUGAACUGGCCAAUAUCUGGGUUCGGUACCUCUUCUGGCCUUUCAAAGCUGAUGAAUGUCGAUGUCGAGAGCCCUCUAUCAAAGAGACCCGAACCUCAGCCGCCUCUCGUUCACACUUUGAAGAUGCUGUGAAGCAGCGCGAUGAUAAUCGCUGUGUCGUUACGCGUGUGCAGGAUAUGUCGGUAAAUCCUGAUGUUAUGACAAUUACCGAACCGACCCAUAUAUUGAAGAGAGUGGCAGGAGCUGGAAAGCGUAGCGAAACAUCUUCGGCAGAGUACGCUACCUGGGAUAUCCUACGCCACUUUGCUGCUUUAUCGGAGGACGAGGUUAAUGAACUCGACGCUAAUAUUAAUUGCGUUCGCAAUGGAAUAACACUCGAUCUAUGUCUUCAUACAUUUUUCGACAACUUUUGCUGGACCUUACGCCCCGAUGCAAGCAUUCCAACUUCAGUGUACAAGCGCAACAUCAAAGCCGUCAACUUCGAGGAAUAUCCAGCAGAACUCCGACCAAGCCGCAAGCUCAUACAGUUUCACUACUCCCUCUCCAAGAUCUUACAUGCAAGCGGUGCAUUCUGGGUCAUCGUGUCAAUGAUGAAGCGGUUCUUCCCUGAGGACUGUGUACCCGCAAAAUUUGACUGCUUGAACGCGGAUGACUUGCUUUUUUACCUGAACGCGGAGAAAAUGCUCCAACAAGUGAGCAUAGCAGGAGAUGAUAUUAUAAAAGGGGAUUGA